This is a messenger RNA of Penicillium psychrosexuale, 465 nucleotides long. RefSeq lists its product as uncharacterized. Lineage: Eukaryota; Fungi; Ascomycota; Eurotiomycetes; Eurotiales; Aspergillaceae. Bases 1 to 465 code for a protein of 154 amino acids. The transcript has a single exon. The record is from RefSeq and is a predicted model, not a curated record.
AUGACUGUGAAGUACCCUCGCUUCUACUCGUCCCCCAUGGACCAAGAAACCGACGCCACCCCGGUACAAAUCUACGGCCUGGAGCAGCGAGAACCCUCCAUCCACAGGGGAUCCCCCAAACUGCUCAGUCGAGUCUCGCACGUCCUAGACGACAUCCGCGAAGACCUCGUGAUAGACGCUCACCAAACCUCGGAGAAGCUCAAGCGGUACUCAACCAUCAACCACGACGGACACGGUCUCAGUGCUCCCCCGACUCGCCCAGAGGGCCCGAUGACAUCCCACGGGCCCCCGCGGUCGCGGCCAAUGUCCAUCAUCUCCUUCGACAACUGGUCCUCGCCGACUAGGAGAAUGAGCCGGCUGUCCCGCCGGUUCUCGGUCUUCUCUUCUCGGAACAAGCUCAACCGUUCCAAGGAAGCUAGCAUAUCUUCGCCAGAUCUGAUCGGUUCUUCGACUCAGUACGAAUAA